Messenger RNA from Cicer arietinum (chickpea), 722 nucleotides. The record is from RefSeq and is a predicted model, not a curated record. Lineage: Eukaryota; Viridiplantae; Streptophyta; Magnoliopsida; Fabales; Fabaceae.
UUUUACAUACACCUGUUCGUUUAAAAAACCGUUUAAGAAAGCACUUUUCACAUCCAUUUGAAACAGUUUGAUAAGUUUAUGAGCUCCAUUAUUAUGUAUUUGGAGGAUAAGUAUCCUCAACAUCCUUUGCUACCCACUGAUAUUCACAAAAGAGCUAUCAAUUUUCAGGUUGCUAGUAUUGUUUCCUCAUCUAUACAACCUCUUCAUAACCUAAAUCUCCUGCAGAAAUACAUCGAAGAAAAAGUUGGCCCUGAUGAAAAGCUUCCAUGGGUCCAGAGUGUAAUUAGAAAAGGCUUCACAGGUGAGAUUAAACUAACUUGCUCACCAGUUGGUUUUGAGAGGGGUUAAUAAAAUUAAUAGCGAAAGAAAUAGUUCCAUAGUUAAUGUCAAUUUUGUCAUGCAUUUAUUCAAAGUUAAAUAAAUUUCUUUACUAUUAGAGCCUAUUGCCAUAAUGGAUCAUUAAGGGAACAAGGUUUACUUUCUCAAUUUUAACUUUAUAGAUCCUUUUGGUCCAAACGUCAAGAACCAUAAGUUUCAUUUAUAUAACAUGGAAAUGGGCUGGUCUCAUUAAUUAAAAUUUUCUCCCGGUACCGUCUAUCAUACUACCCCUUAUCCUUAUUUGUGUUUCUACAAUAUUUGAUUUUGUUUUAUUCUUAAUUAAUUGAACACAUACAGUAUUUGGCUAUUAUAAUGAGAUGAGACCGAUUGAGUUAAAGUUUCUA